This is a messenger RNA of Amphimedon queenslandica, 1801 nucleotides long. Its product is annotated as b(0,+)-type amino acid transporter 1-like. Gene Ontology annotation, biological process: amino acid transmembrane transport. The record is from RefSeq and is a predicted model, not a curated record. The transcript has 9 exons. The coding region runs from base 70 to 1743 and encodes 557 amino acids. Gene Ontology annotation, cellular component: membrane. NCBI's taxonomy places the organism in Eukaryota, Metazoa, Porifera, Demospongiae, Haplosclerida, Niphatidae. Gene Ontology annotation, molecular function: L-amino acid transmembrane transporter activity.
GUGCUUCCACGUGGGUAAGGCGGAGUCUCGAGGUGAAAGGCGUGGCAGUUCCAAUCUAAUUUCUAAACAAUGAGUAGCUCUUCGGAGAAAGAAGACCAAGACAGAGAGGACGGAGUAUUACUCGAUUCUGAUGAACCUCAGGCUCAGGAUGACAAGAGAGAGGGAGGAAAAGGAGAGGAAGGAGGACUAAAAAAAGAACUAUCAUUAUUUAACUCCGUCACGUUUGUCGUUGGAUCCAUAGUAGGCUCAGGGAUAUACAUCACUGCCAGCAACACUGUCAAAUACUCAGGAUCGAUCGGCCUAUCACUAGUAAUGUGGCUUCUUGGCAGCCUAGUGGCUGUAGCUGGAGGACUCUCUUAUAUGGAGAUUGCUACACUGAUACCCAGUUCAGGCGGGGACUAUGCAUAUCUUAGAGAAAUGUAUUCUUUUGGUAGAAGAGGAGAAAGGAAAAGGGAGAGACGUGGGGAGGAGGAGACGAGAGGCGAAGAGGAUCUCACACUUAAGGAUGGGGACGGUGAAGGGUUUUUCGUUACAUUUGGUAGCCUCCUUGGGUUUUUGUUUGGAUGGUCGACCGUUGUUUUAAUACGUCCAGCAUCUAAUGCAGUCCAGUUAUUGACUUUUGGCAAGUAUUUCUCUCAUGCACUUUUGUUGGUUGGUGGAAUUUGGGGUGGAGCUACCAGUGAGCUGGUGACAAUACUGGCAGUGAUAAGUGGAAUUAUACUGACGUUGAUAAAUAUAUUUAGUGUAAAGCUAACGGCUCACAUUAUGAAUAUCUCUGGUAUUGCUAAGAUAUCUUGCAUGAUAUUCAUUAGUUGUAUUGGAGUAUGGACAUAUGCUAAAGGAGAUUAUUCCGAUAAUUUUGAUAAUGUGUUUGAUGGUACUAGUACUUGUAUUGGUGACAUUAGUUUAGCUUUGUAUUCAGUAUUGUGGACUUAUGAUGGAUGGAAUUCAUUAAUAUAUACUGUUGAAGAAACUAAAAAUGCCGAAAAAAAUCUACCCAAAGGUAUUCUGAUAGGUGUACCAAUAGUUACUGUGUGUUACCUGUUUGUGAACUGGUCCUACUACAUCAGUUUAAAUAAACAUGAAAUACUAUCAUCUGAAGCUACUGCACUAACACUGGGUAAUGUAACAUUAGGAUCAAUAGGAGUGUUAUUGAUAUCAGUAUCAGUAUCAAUAUCAACACUAGGGACUGGACUGAUUGGUAUGUACAGUGGAUCAAGGGUUGCUUAUGUACUGGCAAGAGAUGGUAGCCUAAUGAACACUUUUAGUGGAUUACACAACCAAUGGAACACUCCUAUACAAGCUAUACUACUACAAUCUAUUCUUACUCUAUUAUAUGUACUGGUUGGUAAUAUAGGACACAUUAUUAAUGGGCUUAGUCCUGUUAUGUGGUUGUUCUAUUGUCUAUCAUUCAUUGGUCUACUAAUAAUGAGAUACACUAAAAGAAAUAUUAAGAGACCAUUUAAGGUAUGGACUCCCGUUCCCAUGGUGAUGAUAUGCUCCGCCCUCUUCCUAAUAACGGUUCCAUUAGUGUUUGUAUCAGGAGAGAGGUGGUAUAUAUUAUUAGGACUGAUACUAGUAUUGACUGGUGCUCCUGUCUAUCUAUUAUUAGUACACAAUAAAUAUAGACCAGCUGUAUUUACAAGGAUAAGCAGUAUGAUAACUGAUGUUUCCAAUAAGAUAUUUUAUACUUCAUCAUUCAACAAUACUGAGGACAUAACUAUUGAAUAUUCAUAUCAAUAAUAAAAUUCAUGUAGCUAUAUAUUAUUUAUUCAUCACAAUUCAGUAGUUUUAAUAUGUA